Messenger RNA from Triplophysa rosa, 1977 nucleotides. RefSeq names its product RNA binding motif protein 46 (gene rbm46). Lineage: Eukaryota; Metazoa; Chordata; Actinopteri; Cypriniformes; Nemacheilidae. The record is from RefSeq and is a predicted model, not a curated record. The transcript is spliced from 6 exons. Gene Ontology annotation, molecular function: mRNA binding. Gene Ontology annotation, cellular component: nucleus. Bases 122 to 1714 code for a protein of 530 amino acids.
AGAUCUUGGUAUUACAUGGUAAUAACAAACGGAUUCCCUUUUGGUCUUUGGGGGAUUGUUCCAUUCUACGAUGAGCCCUAAAGCACAAAACUACAGUAUAUAACUAGAACUGAAAGUGAUCAUGGAUGAAGGUAAUACCAGUAAAUUCUGCGAGACCAGUAAGACGGACAGCUCCAAAGAAGCUGCUCUUUUGGCCCUAAUGGACCGAACAGGCUACAAUAUGGUUCAGGAAAAUGGACAGAGAAAAUUUGGUCCACCUCCAGGUUGGGAAGGCCCCCCUCCUCCACGAGGCUGUGAGGUGUUUGUUGGUAAGAUCCCGAGAGACAUGUACGAAGAUGAGCUAGUUCCUGUCUUUGAGAAGGCUGGGAACAUCUAUGAGUUCCGUUUGAUGAUGGAAUUCAGCGGGGAGAACCGUGGUUACGCCUUCGUCAUGUACACCACGCGCGAGGCAGCCCAAACAGCCAUCCAGCUCCUUGACAACUAUGAAAUCCGCCCGGGAAAGUUCAUAGGAGUGUGUGUGAGCCUGGACAACUGUCGCCUGUUUAUUGGGUCCAUCCCGAAAGACAAGAAAAAGGAGGAGAUCCAAGAAGAGAUGAUGAAGGUGACUGAAGGUGUGGUGGAUGUAAUUGUGUACCCCAGCGCAGUGGACAGGACGAAGAAUCGUGGCUUUGCCUUUGUUGAGUAUGAAUCUCACAAGGCAGCGGCCAUGGCUCGCAGGAAACUCAUCCCAGGAACGUUCCAGUUGUGGGGUCACACCAUCCAGGUUGACUGGGCGGAACCAGAAAAGGAAUUGGAUGAGGAAACCAUGCAGCGCGUGCGAGUCCUGUAUGUCCGUAAUCUCAUGCUGAACACCACAGAGGAGACGCUACGCACAGAGUUCUCAAGGGUGAAGCCUGGUGCCGUAGAACGCAUCAAGAAGCUAACAGACUACGCCUUCAUCCACUAUUAUAACCGAGAGGAUGCUUUGACCGCACUUGAAUCAAUGAAUGGAAAAGUGAUCGAUGGUUCACCCAUCGAAGUGAGCCUUGCCAAACCUGUCAGCAAGGAUGGGAACAGAAGAUCUGGACCACGAGGUACCAACAAUGGAACGGCAGCUUGCAGUAACUUUUGCGAUUUCAACUUCUUGUACCAAAGCAAAGAUGAAGUGGGAACAGGAGUGAUGAGUGAUGGGUUAACCGCACAUUCGAUCGGCUUGCCUCUACACCUGGGACACCUGUACGCGGCAGACUCGGAUCGCUGCGUGUACCCGUUCCUCCCAGGAUCUACUCUGGUGCCGGUCAGCCUGAGUGUCCUGAAGCCCAGUCAACUAAGCUCGGCUGUAUCGCUGCUGGAUUACUAUUGCCACAAGAACGACUGGUCUCCACCGGAGUAUCACCUUUACUCCCUAGCAGGGCAGGAGGGAAAAAUUCUGCUCAUCUACAAAGUGGUCCUCGGCAGGAGCAGCUACAUGCCGGAUAAAGUCUGCACCGUACUGGAGGAUGCGAAGGAGCUUGCUGCUCAGAAUGCAUUAUGGAACCUGGAUUGUUCAAUCAGUUGUCCUGGAUCGCCUGUGAAUUUGUCUCCUCCUGCACCUUCUGGCUCCAGUUUUGUGUCUUUUGGGUGUAGGUCUCUGCCCUACCCAGCGUACCCCAUGGCACCCAUCUCACCUCCCUUACCUGUCUCCUGCUCGCCCGCCCAAAGACUCUUUAUCCCGAACCAGUCAUCUUUUAUGUAGUCGAGUCAUCCGGUGCCUAUAAAUUUCCUCCGUUUUAUUUACGGGUUCAUAAUGUUAUGUAUGUAGAGUUUUGCAUUUUUUACUGCUAACCGUUCUGUUUAACCGGCACUAAAUUUCAAAACAGUUUUUUUUUGUUUACAUUCAAGCCACUGUUGUUGUUUUAACAUAUAUUCUGUUUGGCUCUUUGUUUUCCAAGUCGUCUCAUAUUCAUCUUUUCAUCUUCAGAAGCAUGUUAUUUACUUACAUUUUAUAAAAUACUGUUU